This is a messenger RNA of Penicillium atrosanguineum, 1755 nucleotides long. It is a transcript of the gene abr2, whose product is annotated as laccase abr2. NCBI's taxonomy places the organism in Eukaryota, Fungi, Ascomycota, Eurotiomycetes, Eurotiales, Aspergillaceae. Bases 1 to 1755 code for a protein of 584 amino acids. Gene Ontology annotation, molecular function: oxidoreductase activity; copper ion binding. The record is from RefSeq and is a predicted model, not a curated record. The transcript is spliced from 6 exons.
AUGGUGCGCGUCAAAUGGCUUAUUCCGCUCGUGGAGUUCAUUUCCCUCGUUCAGGCCGCUCAGGUCCAAUUCUCCUUGGACCUCACGUGGCAACGGGGUGCUCCGAAUGGCCUGGAGAGGGAUAUGAUCUUUGUUAAUGAUCAGUUUCCGGGACCCGCGUUGAUUAUUGACGAGGGCGAUGAAGUGACGAUCGAUGUUACAAAUCAUAUGCCGUUUAAUACUUCGAUUCAUUUCCAUGGGAUUGAGCAAAAGGGAACGCCCUGGUCUGACGGUGUCUCCGGGUUGUCGCAGUGGGCGAUCUUGCCUGGUGCCUCCUAUCGGUACAAAUGGGUAGCUAAUACCUAUGGCACAUACUGGUAUCAUUCCCAUGAUAGGUCUAGGAUCAUGGAUGGCUUGUAUGGGCCUAUUCAAAUUCGACCAUCUGCCGACCGUGACACGCCAUUUUCCAUGAUUUCUGAUGACCCCGACGACAUUGAGGCCAUGACUAAGGCUCAAGCAAACGCCGAGCUGGUCGUUCUCUCUGACUGGGACCACUUGACAUCCGACGCAUACAUGGAUGCCUUGAAAUAUUCCGGAUAUGACAUCUUUUGCUCGGACAGUGUUCUUGUCAACGGCCGAGGAUCUGUCUAUUGCAAAUCCUCAGAAGAAUUGACCGCUCUACAGCCGCCACAGAUCAGAGCAGUUAUCACCGAUCCACUGACCGACAAAGGAUGUGAUCCAUUCAUGCGCGUGGUUCAAGGCGACUGGGAACAUCACCCUGAACUCCUGCCCGGCGGUCUAAACUCGGGAUGCACACCCAGCGACGGCCUAAAGACCGGCUUCAUAGUCGAUCCUGAGGCGAAAUGGGCAAGUUUCAACUUCAUCAGCGCCGCUGGUCUCAAAGCCCUCGCCGUAUCAAUCGAUGAACAUCCGAUGUACGUCUAUGAAGUCGACGGUCGCUAUAUCGAGCCCCAGCUGGUUGAUGUAAUCCCCAUCUACAAUGGCGAGCGGUACUCCGUUAUGAUCAAGCUGGAUAAAGAGUACGCGAGCUAUACGAUGCGCGUUGCUGGCAAUGGCAACCAGGUUAUCUCUGGCUAUGCUAGUGUUACAUACCAGGGUGGUGAGGAUAAUGAGCGCCAGUCAACGCCAUACAUCGACUACGGCGGUGUCAAUACCACGGCUGAAGUGGUCUCGCUUGACACCCAGCACCUUCCACCGUAUCCUCCCAUUCUACCAGCCGCGAAGGCGGAUGAUUUCCAUCUCUUGACACUUGGACGCAUCAAUUCGUCUUGGGAAUGGACUUUGGAUGGAACUACCUUCCUUCCAGCCGACCUCGCUGCAAUGGAACCCGUUCUCUACAAUCGGGAGGCACCGGGCUUGGACUCCUCUCUCAAGAUCGAGACGAAGAAUGAUACGUGGGUGGAUAUCGUCUUCCAGCUUGCCAUUCCAGAGCCGACGAAGCUCCAGCCGCCUCACCCUAUCCACAAGCAUUCCAACAAGGCUUUCUUGAUCGGAUCCGGAAUGGGAACCUUCACCUGGAGCUCUGUUGAAGAAGCUUUGAGUGAGUCAACAGAUAACUUCUUGGAAACUCCUAUCUAUCGUGAUACAUUCGUUACUGCGCCGAACGGCGUCGCCUGGCUUGCAAUUCGAUACCACGUCGAGAAUCCUGGGGCCUUCCUCUUGCACUGCCACAUGGAAACACAUCUCCAUACGGGAAUGGGCAUGGUUUUGCUCGAUGGCGUUGAUGCCUGGCCCGAGGUCCCGCAUUGGUCUUAG